ACUCAUGGCGUCCAUUUUUGUUCGUGCUCGCAAUUUGUACUAAUUUUCGACAUAAAUUCGUGAUAAAAGUGACUUUAUUUUGUAAAAACUCUUAAAAAGUGACACAAAGCAUCAAAUGGCACCGAAAAUGGACGACAAAUCCAACAAAAAGGAUGACAAAGAAGCAAAUUCCAAACCCGGCGAGGGACGCUACAACCUCCGACGCAGCUUGUCGCUCAAAAAUUCGUUCUUGUCGAACGUUUUCAAGAAGCGCACUGAUGUCAAGGAGCCCAAAAAGCCAGUUUCGGCCAAAAAGGAGAACAAAACUGACCCGCCAACACUUUCAAAUGCCCAAAAAAUCGCAAUUGAGAAGAUUCAGAAGCAGCAGGUUACUGCCGCAGCUCCCGGCAAAGUUGGUUUGAAGGAAAAAUUGAAGAAAUCCAUGUCGAUGUCGACUCCGAAGAAGCAUCCAGAGGCUGGAACGUCGCUUAAAGGUAAAGAAAGUCCCAAAUUGAGUCCAAUUCCCUCUGUUUCGUCGACCAAUGAAGCAGUUGAGGAGGUUAAGAUGUAUCCGGAUCUCGUAAAUAUCGAAGAUUCGAAGAAAAAUGACACUUCGCCAACAAAGAAGAUCAAAGCUUCGACCUCGGAAGCAGUUGAAAUCUAUCCAAGUGAGUUACAUGACGAGUUACGACGCAAAAUCGCGUCAAUUCCGAAGCCCAGCACCGUCGAAGAGGAAAAUACGCCAUUCAAGAUGCCAAUUCGCCCGGCAAUUUACAAGCACAAUUACAUCAACCAACCGCCGGAAAUGCGCGAAAUCAUCAAAACGCGACUUCCCGUGCCUCUGCGUCGCACAGAAGUGCAAAAAUUCAUUCGCACUCCGCAUGGCGUUCAAGUUGUGCCCUUGGUGCGUCCCUCGAAGCGAGUUGUCGAGUUGAAUUCGACACUCCCCGACAUCAGCGAGACUCUCAGCGACAGUUUGGAGCAGGAACAGGACUUUUGUGGCUUCGAUGACGACGACAUUCCCGACAACAUUGAAGAUUUGGAGGCAAUUUUGUACGAUCAUCAGUGCGAUACGCCCCCGAAAUCGCCCCCAACGCUCGUUCCGCAGACCGCAAAAGUUCUUGUGCGUCGUCAAACAGUCGCCGCGGGACCAGUUCCCGUCGCUGCAGUUGCUGCUUCGAGCUCAUCUUCGAACGCGGGAACACGCGGCGCUCCCAAAUCGAUCUCUUCGAAUUUUCCGAUUUUGCCGUCGUUGCCUUUGAAAGUCAUUCAUGAGAAUGGACAAGCUUCUGUUGUGCCAAAAACUCCAACGCAAGAUGACAAAAAGGUCAAGGAAACCCAAACUGAGACAAAUAUUCGUACAAUUAAUCCGAUGUUUCUGUUGGAAGGCGAGCCGAAGGGAAGUUUUUUGGCUCAUGGAAGCAUGACGGCGAUCUUUGAUCCGCAAAUCAAUGGAUUCAAGUACAGUUUGCAAGGAAUCAACAUGAGUGCCUUUACUGUAGCGCAACAUCACAUGGCGCAACUUCAAUUGCGACAUCAACUUAUGAGCUAUCAAAUCUUCAACGAUCCCAAACCUGGAGACUACUUCCCCGUUACCAUUGUCGUAAAUCCGAUUCCCGAGUCGUCGCCCAUGAAGUACAAUCCACAAGCAACUCAAGAACGCGCAGUUCCUUUCUCCGAUUUUUAAUGACUCAACAAGCAACUUUACAAAAAUUAACAAUAUUUCUCAAAAUAUUUCCAUAAUUUAACGACAACUUGAUGAAAAAUUUAUUUAUGUGACUUAAAACUUGUCGAAAAAUAGACAAGAAACCCAACUUUGAUGAAUCCUCAUGUCUCCGAUGAGAGACCCCUUAUUACUUUAUGUACUACUUGAAUACUUGCGAAAAAUGUUAAUUCGAUAAAUAAAAUUCCUGAAACUACU
Messenger RNA from Culicoides brevitarsis, 1900 nucleotides. RefSeq lists its product as uncharacterized. The record is from RefSeq and is a predicted model, not a curated record. Bases 116 to 1666 code for a protein of 516 amino acids. Lineage: Eukaryota; Metazoa; Arthropoda; Insecta; Diptera; Ceratopogonidae. The transcript is spliced from 2 exons.